GAAGCAUUCCCACACGCUUCAUCAAUUUGUGAGGCGCAUAUGGUAAUGGUCAAGAAAUUUAGUGUAGUAUUAAUUUCCAGGACCAUUUUGGCAUGGAAAUCAAGAAUCACGACCCCGAUCCUUUAGUUUCGACUUAGUAUAGAAUUUUUCAUAUACUGCACUGCUUUCAAUGGCUUGUCCUCAACUCGUUUGACUCUGCUGCCUGCCUUUAUAAGUUUCUUCCCUUCCCUCUCUCUCUCUCAUUCUCCUUAUUUCUAUCCUCUCUCGUUACUUUGGACUCUAAUAAACGAUAGUUUACGUGGGCACUUGUGAGAAUGGGAGUAAUGGGCAAAACCAGAAUGGUUUUAACCUUAACAUGUAGAGCUGUGCAUGAGGCUGUGAGCUUCGUCGUUUUUUGUUUUCUUGAUCUUCUUGAUUCUGUUCUAUGUUUCGCAUACAAAGUAGCAGAUUUCUUCAUUGAAGCAGAUUGGAAACCCUGUUAUUGCACCUCAGCUAAAGAAGCCAUCACUAGCAGUGGCAAGAUCUUGGUUUCUGAACAAGGUGAGUCCAAGAUUGUUUGCCUCAGCUCUAGCAAGUUAGAGCUACAAGAGAUCUCAGACACUCUUUAUACUCGCCCUUCCCUACUUUCUGAAGUUUCAAAGUUGACUGUUAAUGUAUUAAAACGAAUCAAGUUGGAAAGGAGCAUUGUACAAUCCUGGAAGAAGGUGAAGAAAGGAACCCCGAGAUCCUCUUUCACGAUUAACUCCACCAUUGUUGAAAUGCUUCAAGGAAAGAUUGAAGGGCAGCAAACGCAUCCCAUCCCCAGAUGGUCCGACUGUGAUUGUCAACAUUGCACUAGAUGGAUCACCUCUAGCAAAGAUAAUCUAUUUGUUAAAGCUGAAGGCGCAGACGAAGGUGGUAAUAAUAAUCAGGCAAAAGUAGAUGUUCUCUUCAUCCAUGGAUUCAUUUCAUCUUCAGCAUUUUGGACAGAAACUGCAUUUCCUAACUUCUCGGAUGCUGCUAAAGCCAAAUACCGAUUCUUUGCCGUGGAUUUGCUAGGAUUUGGGAGAAGCCCAAAGCCAACAGACUCUCUAUACACACUUAGAGAGCAUUUGGAAAUGAUUGAAAGAUCUGUGAUCGAACCUUACAAAGUUAAAUCCUUCCACAUUGUUGCUCAUUCUCUGGGUUGCAUUUUGGCCCUAGCUCUUGCAGUAAAAUACCCUGCAUCCGUCAAAUCACUCACUCUCCUUGCACCACCAUAUUAUCCGGUGCCAAGAGGGUUACAAGCAACACAGUAUGUUAUGAGAAUGGUAGCUCCAAGGCGCGUAUGGCCACUCAUUGCAUUUGGCGCGUCGAUUGCCUGUUGGUAUGAGCAUAUAAGCCGGACGAUUUGUCUUCUUAUAUGCAAGAACCAUAGGCUGUGGGAAUUUCUUGCUAAACUCAUCACAAGAAACAGGAUCAGGACAUUCUUGCUCGAAGGAUUCUUUAGCCAUACCCACAAUGCAGCAUGGCAUACCCUACACAAUAUUAUCUGUGGAACCGCCGGUAAGCUCGACGGCUAUUUGGAUAAAGUCCGGGAUAAUCUAAAAUGUGAUGUCAAUAUCUUCCAUGGGAGAAAUGAUGAGCUUAUUCCAGUUGAAUGUAGUUACAACAUAAAACGAAGAGUUCCUCGUGCUCGUGUCAAGGUGAUAGAGAAAAAAGAUCAUAUUACUAUUGUUGUUGGCAGGCAAAAGGCCUUCGUUCGAGAACUAGAGAAGAUUUGGAGUAGAUCAGGUCAUUAAGACUCUACUCUUUUACAUGCAAGUCCUGGCUAUAACCUUUAAGUCACCAUAUGCAUAUAUCCUAUCAAAGUGGAUUAGUAUGUUUUCUUCUACUUGUUCAAGGCAAUCAUUAUUAUUGGGUAUAAAAUACUUGAUUAUUCAGAAAAUCACGUGUAAGUUCAUAAUAAAAUAAAAUAAAAUUGCUUGAUAUUGAAUCUGGUC
Messenger RNA from Manihot esculenta (cassava), 1961 nucleotides. Its product is annotated as probable lysophospholipase BODYGUARD 3. The transcript is spliced from 3 exons. Bases 315 to 1760 code for a protein of 481 amino acids. The record is from RefSeq and is a predicted model, not a curated record. NCBI's taxonomy places the organism in Eukaryota, Viridiplantae, Streptophyta, Magnoliopsida, Malpighiales, Euphorbiaceae.